Molecule: messenger RNA, 1412 nt
Organism: Salvelinus namaycush (lake trout)
Lineage: Eukaryota; Metazoa; Chordata; Actinopteri; Salmoniformes; Salmonidae
Product: cytochrome P450 2K1-like
Exons: 7
Coding region: 14-1261 (415 amino acids)
Biological process (GO): xenobiotic metabolic process
Cellular component (GO): cytoplasm; intracellular membrane-bounded organelle
Molecular function (GO): oxidoreductase activity, acting on paired donors, with incorporation or reduction of molecular oxygen, reduced flavin or flavoprotein as one donor, and incorporation of one atom of oxygen; heme binding; iron ion binding
Source: RefSeq, a predicted model, not a curated record
UAUAUAUAUAUAUAUGUACAUGCUCAUUAUUAAAUGGCAUAUUAUAGUAAAUAUAAUUUAUUUAUUAAUAUUACACUUUGAAUUGUCAUGGAAACAAACUACGUUCUCUACAGGGAUUCUGUUUGCCAAUGGAGACUCAUGGAAAGAGAUGAGGCGCUUUGCCCUGACAAACCUAAGAGACUUUGGGAUGGGCAAGAAAGGGAGUGAGGAGAAAAUCUUAGAGGAAAUUCACUACCUGAUUGAAGUAUUGGAAAAACAUGAGGGUAAGGCAUUUGACACAGCACAGCCUGUGCUUUAUGCCGUCUCCAACAUAAUCUCGGCCAUUGUCUAUGGCAGCAGGUUUGAAUACACUGACCCCCUAUUCACAGGCAUGGCGGACAGGGCCAAUGAGAGUAUACGCCUAACAGGUUCUGCAUCAAUUCAGAUGUACAACAUGUUUCCCUGGUUGGGUCCGUGGAUAAACAACCUGACACGUCUGAAAAAGAAUAUUGCUGAUAUGAAGAUGGAGGUGACAAAGCUGGUGAGGGUCCUGAAGGAGACUCUGAACCCUCAGAUGUGUAGAGGCUUUGUGGACUCGUUCCUUGUCCGAAAGCAGACCCUGGAGGAAUCUGGCAAUAUGGAUUCUUUCUACCAUGACGACAACCUGGUAUUUAGUGUUGGUAACCUGUUUGGUGCUGGUACCGACACCACCGGGACAACCCUGCGCUGGGGUCUGCUGCUAAUGGCCAAGUACCCCCAUAUACAAGACCAGGUCCAGGAAGAGAUCAGCAGGGUUUUAGGAAGUCGUCAGCCCUUAGCAGAGGACAGGAUGAACCUGCCCUACACUGAUGCAGUGAUCCAUGAGACCCAGAGACUGGCCAACAUUGUACCCAUGUCCAUCCCUCACACCACCAGCCGAGAUGUCACCUUACAGGGAUAUUUCAUCAAAAAGGGGACGUCUGUGAUUCCUCUACUGACGUCGGUCCUACAGGACGAUAGCGAAUGGGAGAGCCCCCACACCUUUAACCCCUCCCACUUUCUGGAUGAGCACAGAAGAUUUGUCAAGAGGGGCGCCUUCAUGGCCUUCUCUGCAGGUCGUAGGGUGUGUCUGGGGGAGAGUCUGGCCAGGAUGGAGCUCUUCCUCUUCUUCACCUCCCUCCUGCAGCGCUUUCAUUUCUCUCCUCCUCCUGGAGUAACAGAGGAUGAUCUGGACCUCACACCAUCCGUGGGGUUCACCCUCAAUCCUUCACCUCACCAGCUCUGUGCUGUGAGCCGGGUCUGAGAUUUGAACAUGACAAUAUUGGUGGGGCAAACUCAAUCAAAAAAGCUGAUAUGCAUCGAAACCACUUCACAUUAAAUGUACCAUUACAAUAAAUAAUCCCAGAAAUGAGUUUGCGCGACACACACAAACAUUAUUAUAUUUAGUUUAUGAU